GUUUUAACGACACCCGUCCAUGGGCUUCUUUUCAUUUUUCCCUAAAGUUAAACCUAAAUUAAACAUUCAUCCUCUUUACAAAUGACGACUGAAGUCUUCUUCCCACCACCAUCAUUAUUUCUUCUUCAAUCCAGCACCAACCCUAGCCACCUCCCUCAUCUCCGGCAUUUUGAGCUCUUAUGUUUGCUGCUACUGAAGCUUCGAUUUGAGUAAAUUUUUUAUUGAAAAUGUGUUCCGAUCUUUCUCCACCGCCCCUCUGUGUGAAAUCCUCCCGUACUUCAAGUUCUUCCGCCUCACAGAGCUUCGAUUUCUGUUAAUGGGUUUUGUCCCGAUUUUGAUUCCCAUGAGAAGACAUACAAGAGAUUUUGAUCUGGAUUCGUUAAAGAGCAGCUUACCAAAAGCUGUUUCUUCAGUGGAAUGGGCCAAUUCUGAAGAAAAAAGAAAGGUUCUAACCUUUGUGCGUCGCCGUCGAAACCCUAGAUGUCAUCUAUCAACGAAUGGGGAAGGCUUUGCUGUCAUUUCUACAUCCAGCGGAACAGCCAGAUCUACACUCAACCACUGGAUCGCCGUCAUCUUCGCCUCCUUAUACCCCGAUCUGAAACCACCGGGCCUCUUCUCAUUGUCAAAACUAAGGGGAAUGGGUGGUCCGGUAGGUGGUGGAUCAACAGGUCGUUAUUCAACAGGUGGUGGUCGGAUAGUUGGAGGUCCGACAGUUGGCCGUUCGGCAGUCGGAGGUCCGACAUGUGGUGCUCCAGCAGUGGUAGUGUGA
Messenger RNA from Lactuca virosa, 769 nucleotides. NCBI's taxonomy places the organism in Eukaryota, Viridiplantae, Streptophyta, Magnoliopsida, Asterales, Asteraceae. The record is from the annotation of a GenBank genome assembly.